GUAGGACUGCGGGGUAAUACCGGGCUUCGCUCCAGGAACCCCGCGAAGGAAGCAAGUUUGACGUCGACCCAGCGGUGGCGGCGCAGCCCCCGGCGUGAGCGCGGUGAUGGGGGGCGGGCAGUAGGGGAGAAGCAGCCGCGUGGCAGAAAUGGGAAGGCCUCGGUGUUUGGUGAUAAACGCGCUAUGUAUUUAAAUGCCCAACUACCACUGAUGAAGAUAUUUUGGAGUAACUGCUGAAACCGAAUUUUAUUGAUCAGAAGACGAUCCCUCUGUUUCGCUUCUUUUGUUUUCCCUACUGCUUUGAGCUUUAUUGUUGUAAUGGCUGGAAAACGUGGAAAAUAAAAACAUGCUGUAGUCGUGAACACUUUUUUUUUUUUGAGGAAAAAUUAAAGUGCCACAGUGAAAGCCAGAAUGGCAUCCAGAGAGAGACUCUUUGAACUUUGGAUGCUAUAUUGUACAAAGAAAGAUCCAGAUUACCUGAAGCUGUGGUUGGACAAUUUUGUUUCUAGCUAUGAACAAUUCUUAGAUGUUGACUUUGAAAAAUUGCCUACAAGGGUAGAUGAUGUGCCUCCAGGAAUAUCUUUGCUUCCUGAUAAUAUUCUGCAGGUUCUUAGGAUCCAGCUGCUGCAAUGUGUUCAGAAAAUGGCAGAUGGUUUAGAGGAACAACAACAAGCCUUGUCAGUUUUACUAGUCAAGUUCUUCAUUAUUCUUUGCAGAAAUUUAUCUAAUGUGGAAGAAAUUGGGACUUGCUCAUACAUUAAUCAUGUCAUCACUAUGACUACACUCUAUAUACAACAAUUAAAAAGCAAAAAAAAGGAGAAGGAAUUGGCAGAUCAGACAUCUAUUGAAGAAUUUGUGAUCCAUGCAUUGGCAUUUUGUGAAAGUUUGUAUGAUCCUUAUAGGAAUUGGAGGCAUAGAAUUUCAGGGCGAAUCCUUAGUACUGUGGAAAGGAGCAGACAGAAAUAUAAACCAGCUUCUCUCACAGUGGAAUUUGUCCCUUUCUUUUAUCAAUGUUUUCAGGAAAGUGAACAUCUUAAGGAAAGUCUUAAGUGUUGCUUAUUGCAUCUCUUUGGAGCCAUUGUAGCUGGUGGACAGAGGAAUGCUUUGCAAGCGAUUUCUCCAGCCACCAUGGAAGUUCUUAUGAGAGUUCUGGCAGAUUGUGACUCCUGGGAAGAUGGGAAUCUUGAAGAAGUGGGAAGGAAGGUAGAACUUACUCUGAAGUGCCUUACAGAAGUAGUACAUAUCCUUCUAACGAGUAGCUCUGACCAACGUCAAGUAGAAACCAGCACAAUUCUGGAGAACUAUUUUAAAUUGCUGAAUUCAGAUCAUUCAGCUUUGCCUAAUCAAAGGAGGUCCAGACAGUGGGAAAACCGAUUCAUAGCCCUACAGAUCAAGAUGCUGAAUACCAUCACAGCUAUGCUAGAUUGUACAGAUAGACCUGUUCUUCAGGCCAUUUUUCUUAAUAGUAAUUGCUUUGAACAUCUCAUACGACUGCUACAAAACUGCAAGGUGUUUCAGGGACAGUUGGAUUGUUUGGCUGUAUCGACCAUUCAGGCUUUGACAGCAGUAAUGAACAAAUCUCCAGCUGCAAAGGAAGUAUUUAAAGAAAGAAUUGGCUAUACACAUCUGUUUGAAGUAUUAAAAUCCCUGGGUCAGCCACCAUUGGAACUACUUAAAGAACUUAUGAAUAUGGCUGUAGAGGGUGAUCACACCUCCGUUGGAAUUUUGGGCAUUAGUAAUGUUCAGCCUCUCUUGCUUCUUAUCCAGUGGCUUCCAGAGCUAGAGUCUCAUGACCUGCAAAUCUUCAUCUCCGAUUGGUUGAAAAGAAUUUGCUGUAUCAAUCGGCAGAGCCGAACUACUUGUGUCAAUGCAAACAUGGGAAUUCAAAUCAUUGAAACACUUGAUUCCCAUUCUUCCCUCCAUCGAACUUGUGCUGAGAACUUGAUUGCGCUGCAUGGGUCCUUAGGGAGUCAGUCAGUGAGCUCCGAAGAAAUCCGUCGACUACUGAGAUUACUGAGAGUGGAUGAAUCUGAGUAUAUUCACCCUUAUACCAUUCCUGUGACUCGAGCAAUCCUGACAAUGGCCCGAAAACAAAGUCUAGAGAAUGCUCUGCAGUAUUUUAAUUUGUCACACAGUAUGGCAGGGAUUUCUGUGCCUUCCAUACAGAAAUGGCCAGGGUCUGCCUUUUCUUUCAAUGCUUGGAUUUGCUUAGACCAGGAUCAAUUGAUGGUUGGCAGUGCCAACAAAGGAGGAAAAAGAAAACAGUUGUACAGCUUUUUUACAGGAAGUGGCAUGGGUUUUGAAGCUUUUAUUACCCAUUCAGGUAUGUUGGUUGUGGCAGUAUGUACAAAAAGAGAAUAUGCAACAGUUAUGCUUCCUGACCACAGUUUCUGUGAUUCCCUUUGGCACAACAUAACCAUUGUUCACAUGCCUGGAAAAAGGCCCUUUGGUCAAAGCCUUAUCUACAUCUAUGACAAUGGACAGCAGAAGGUGUCUGCCCCUUUAAGAUUUCCUGCCAUGAAUGAACCUUUUAUUUCCUGCUGCAUUGGUUCAGCUGGGCAAAGAACUACCACUCCUCCACCAUCCCAAAUCCCAGAUCCACCUUUUUCUUCUCCUAUUACCCCACAUCGGACAUCAUUUGGUGGAAUUCUAUCAUCAGCCUCCUGGGGAGGAACUAUUGAAAAAUCAAAAUUGGUUUCCAAAUUGAUAUCAGCUGGAACCCAAGACAGUGAGUGGGGUUGUCCCACAUCUCUGGAGGGUCAGCUAGGGUCUGUUAUCAUCUUCUAUGAAGCACUACAGCCUUCUCAGGUGAAAGCAUUAUAUUUGGCAGGUCCAAACUGUUUAAGCCCUUGGAAAUUUCAAGAGUCCGACUUGAUUGAUCUACCGGGUAAUGUCCUUCUUCACUACACUGCAAAGGCCUGUAAAAACUCUAUCUGUCUUGAUUUGUCUGCUAAUUGUUUGCAUGGAAGGUUAACAGGAAACAAGGUAGUGAACUGGGACAUUAAGGACAUCAUAAGCUGCAUAGGUGGAUUGAAUGUACUCUUUCCUCUUUUGGAACAAUUAAGCCACUUCAGUGAAGGACAAAUUCCUGAAGGAGUGAAUGAAAGCACAGUUUCUGAAAUGAUAACACCUGUAGAAGGAGACUGGGUUAUGUUGACCUCCACAAAGGCAUCAGAAUCAAGACUAGAGAAAAAUUUAAUUGCAACAUUUAUUUUGAUUGUGAAACACCUUAUUCAAAGACAUCCUAUUAACCAGGACAAUCUUAUUCACUCCCAUGGAGUUUCUAUUCUUGGUGCCUUACUUCAAAAGGUACCAGCUACCUUGAUGGAUGUUAAUGUAUUGAUGGCAAUCCAAUUACUAAUUGAGCAGGUGUCACUGGAGAAAAACAUGCAGCUCCUGCAACAAAUGUAUCAGUAUUUACUUUUUGACUUUAGAAUUUGGAACCAUGGAGAUUUUCCCUUUCGAAUUGGUCAUAUACAGUAUCUUUCCACCAUCAUUAAAGAUAGCAGGAGAGUUUUCCGAAAGAAGUAUGGUGUACAGUUUCUCCUCGAUACACUUAGGAUUUAUUAUGGGAGUGAUUGUAAAUAUAGUGAGCUGUUUCUAGAUGAUAUUCGAACAAUAAGGACUUCUUUGUAUGGACUAAUUAAAUAUUUUCUGUGCAAAGGUGGGACUCAUGAAGAGAUACAAAGUAUUAUGGGUUACAUAUCUGCUAUCAAUGAAGAAGAACAGCUCUUUGGGAUUUUGGAUGUACUCUUCAACCUCCUACGUACCAGCCCAACUAGAGGUCAGCUUUUCUUACUGCUAUUCGAACCAGGAAAUGCUGACAUACUUUAUUCCUUGCUCUUAAAUCAGAAGUACUCUGACAAACUAAGAGACAUCAUCUUUAAGGUUUUGGAACAAAUGUUGAAGUGCACCAAUGUUUAUGAACGAAGUAAACAACGUAUUCGACUCAGAGAAGUGGGCUACUCAGGAUUGGGACUCCUUCUGAAUGAAACACCUGUCAGUACAUCUCUCAUGAAAAACCUCACCAAUCAAAUCGUAAAUAUAGACCCUGCUAUUAAUUUCAAAGAUUUGUUAUCUGUGGUAUAUAUAUCUCACCGAGCUUAUAUAAAUGUUAGAGUUGUCAUCUGCAGAAAGGUUUUACAGAUUUUAAAGUCCCAACCAGAUGCAGCACACCAUAUAUCUCAACAAGUUGGCUGGCAAGACACUUUGGUUAGACUUUUUAUAAAAGCAAAUUUUGAAAAUGGAAAUACUCUUCAUAAACACAAUAGGACUACUUUAGUGAAAGACAAUGAUAAAAAUAUAUCAACUGAAGAUAUCAAGAACUUUGAUGAAAAAACAGAUGAGGAAAAAAUGAACUCUUUUGCCUCAGCUCAUUUAUCUUCAGAUCAAUGGAGUUUGGAGGAUAGACAUUCUCUAGACUCAAACAUACCACUGUUUCAAGAAGAUAGUUCUGUGGGAGAAUUAUCUUUCAAAUCAGAGAAUCAAGAAGAAUUCUGGCAUAACAAUCAUUCACAUUUAAGUUUAGAUCUCAGUGGAAUUGAUUCAUGUGAACUGAGUGACAGUGGAAAUCAAAUGCCAGAUAGCCUGCCUAGCACUCCAUCCCCAAUAGAGUCUAUUAAAUCAUUUUCUGUGCAGCCUGACAAAGAGAGCAGCAUCACAAAUGAUAUGGACUUGAGUGAUGACUUCUCUUUACUUGAAAGCCAAGAGAAGUAUGAUGAGGAGCUUCUUCAGUUAUUGACAAGUAUUUUGCAUUGUGUAAUGUGUAAAGGACUAGAAAAGUCUGAUGAUGAUACAUGGAUUGAACGGGGACAGGUGUUUUCAGCACUAUCUAAACCUGGAAUCUCCAGUGAAUUACUUCGACCAGCAGAUGAAAUAAAACUAAUUUUGUUACAGAAGAUGUUAGAAUGGGCAGUCACAGAAAACAGAGAAGCAAAAACUAACCCAGUGACUGCUGAAAAUGCCUUCCGACUUAUGCUGAUCAUACAGGACUUUCUGCAGUCAGAAGGACUUGUUAAUUCAAACAUGUGGACUGAGAAGCUUUUUGAGGAUAUGAUGCUGCUCUUUGAUGGUCUGUCCAUUUGGUAUUCUGAAAGUCCAGAAUGGGUAAAACUCUCUCAGAUUCAAGUUCAGUUGCUUCUUGGAUUCAUUGGAAGGGGUAAUUUGCAGGUUUGUGCAAUGGCAUCAGCUAAGCUAAAUACCCUUCUUCAGACCAAAAUGUUUGACAACCAGGAGGAAGCCUGUUACAUUUUAGGGAAGUUGGAGCAUGUCCUCAGUCAGUCAAUCAAGGAACAGACUGAAAUCUACUCAUUUCUCAUUCCUCUUAUCCGUACCUUGGUGUCCAAAAUUUAUGAACUCCUCUUCAUGAACUUGCACCUGCCGUCUUUCCCUAUUUUUAAUGGAAAUGCCUCAUUUUUUGAAGAUUUUCGGGAAUAUUGCAAUUCAAAUGAAUGGCAAGUUUAUAUUGAAAAAUAUAUUGUACCUUAUAUGAAACAAUAUGAAACACAUACAUUUUAUGAUGGUCAUGAGAACAUGGCACUUUAUUGGAAGGAUUGUUAUGAAGCCUUAAUGGUGAAUAUGCAUAAGCGAGAUCGGGAAGGAGGAGAAAGCAAACUGAAGUUUCAGGAAUUUUUUGUGGUGCCAUUUAAUCGAAAAGCUCGACAAGAGAACUUGAGGUGUAACAAUAUGCUUAAACAACUUAGCAGUCAACACUUGGCGACUCUGAGACGCUGGAAAGCAAUAAAACUCUAUCUUACAUGUGAGAGGGGCCCUUGGGCUGAAAGGAAACAGCAUGCAAUUCACUGGAAGCUAGCUAAUGUGGAAAAUUAUUCCCGCAUGAGACUUAAAUUGGUACCAAAUUAUAACUUCAAAUCCCACAAUGAAGCUAGCGCACUGAGAGAUAAUCUAGGUAUUCAACACUCACAGCCUUCUAGUGAUUCUUUGCUUUUGGAAGUAGUGAAACAAGUAAAAGUUAGUGAUAUGGAGGAGGAUAAGUUAGAUCUUCCAGAAGAGGAUUUGACCAAAGCAAAUAAUGAUGAGAAAGAAGAACAAGAUCAAAAAGAAAAAUUAGUGUUGUCAGAAGACUGUGAACUCAUUACAAUAAUUGAUGUAAUUCCUGGCAGACUAGAAAUCACUACUCAGCACAUUUACUUUUAUGAUGGCAGCAUUGAGAAAGAAGAUGGAGCAAGCUUUGAUUUCAAGUGGCCUCAUUCUCAAGUUCGAGAGAUUCAUUUGCGGCGUUACAACUUAAGGAGAUCAGCCCUUGAAAUUUUUCAUGUUGACCAGUCCAACUACUUUCUUAAUUUCAAAAAAGAGGUUAGAAACAAAGUAUAUAGUAGACUGUUGUCACUUCAUUCUCCAAAUAGUUAUGGAACUGGAUCACCACAGGAGUUAUUCAAAGCAUCAGGACUGACUCAGAAAUGGGUAAACAGAGAGAUAUCAAAUUUUGACUACCUCAUUCAAUUAAAUACAAUGGCAGGACGAACCUAUAAUGACCUUGCACAGUAUCCUGUGUUUCCCUGGAUUUUACAAGAUUAUACUUCAGAAGAAUUGGACCUUAAUGACCCAUCAGUAUUUCGAGAUCUUUCCAAACCAAUUGGAGUAGUUAAUGAUAAAAAUGCCAAAGCAAUGAGGGAGAAAUAUGAAAAUUUUGAGGAUCCUAUGGGAACUAUUGAUAAAUUUCAUUAUGGUACUCACUAUUCAAAUUCCGCUGGAGUCAUGCACUACCUUAUUCGUACAGAACCAUUCACUACUCUCCAUAUCCAGCUUCAGAGUGGAAGGUUUGACUGCGCAGAUCGACAAUUCCAUUCCAUCCCUGCUACCUGGCAAACUCUAAUGGACAAUCCAUAUGAUGUGAAGGAACUUAUCCCUGAAUUCUUCUAUUUCCCAGAAUUUUUGGAAAAUCAAAAUAACUUUAACUUGGGUCGUCUGCAAGUUUCCAAAGAACUAGUAAAUGAUGUCAUUCUCCCCAAAUGGGCUAAGUCAGCUGAAGAUUUCAUCUAUAAACAUAGGAAGGCAUUGGAGUCUGAAUAUGUUUCUGCUCAUCUUCAUGAAUGGAUAGAUCUGAUUUUUGGCUAUAAACAGAGAGGACCAGCUGCAGUGGAAGCACUUAAUGUUUUCUAUUAUUGUAGUUAUGAAGGAGCUGUGGAUCUGGAUGCCUUAACAGAUGAGAAAGAAAGAAAGGCCUUAGAAGGGAUGAUUAAUAAUUUUGGGCAAACACCUUGUCAACUGUUAAAGGAGCCACACCCUCCUAGAUUAUCAGCAGAGGAAGCAGCACAGAAGCAGACCAAAACAGACACUUCAACUGUAAACUUAUUUCAACACCUCUCUGAACUGAAGUCAUUUUUUAUAGAGGGAAUUAGUGAUGGCAUUCCAAUAAUAAAGGCCAUUGUCCCAAAAAAUCAGUCUCGUUCUUUUAUGUCUCAAGGCAGUCCUGAAUUACUGGUAACAGUAAGCAUGAAUUAUGUUAUUGGAACUCAUGGAUGGUUGCCUUAUGACAGAAACAUUUCUAAUUAUUUUACAUUCUUCAAGGAUCAAUCUGUGACUAAUCCAAAAACUCAGCGUAGUAUGAAUGGCCCUUUUGCUCCAGGGCUGGAGAUCACUUCUAAGCUAUUUAUAGUAUCACAUGAUGCAAAGUUGCUUUUCAGUGCUGGACACUGGGAUAAUAGCAUUCAAGUGAUGUCACUUACAAAAGGCAAAGUUAUUUCACACAAUAUCAGACAUAUGGAUGUUGUGACCUGUUUAGCUACAGAUUACUGUGGAAUACAUUUGAUUUCUGGCUCAAGAGAUACUACUUGUAUGAUAUGGCAAAUAACACAACAGGGAGGUGUUCCAGUGGGCUUGGCAUCUAAACCCUUUCAGAUCCUUUAUGGACACACUGAUGAGGUAUUGAGUGUCUCCAUCAGCACUGAACUAGACAUGGCUGUGUCAGGAUCAAGAGAUGGCACUGUGAUCAUACAUACCAUUCAGAAGGGUCAGUAUAUGAGGACCUUACGACCACCUUGUGAAAGUACUCUACUCCUUACCAUUCCCAAUUUGGCCAUAUCUUGGGAUGGACAUAUAGUCAUCUACUCCAGCAUUGAAGAAAAAACAACCCUCAAGGAUAAGCAUGCAUUACAUCUGUAUUCUGUAAAUGGCAAGUAUCUAGGAUCUCAAACCCUGAUGGAACAAGUAUCAGAUAUAUGUAUAAUCGGAGAACACAUUGUCUUGGGCAGCUUACAAGGAUUCCUGUCCAUAAGAGAUCUUCACAGCUUGAAUCUGAGCGUCAACCCAUUGUCCAUGAGAUUGCCUAUUCACUGUAUUUGUGUAACCAAAGAAUACAGCCAUAUUCUUGUAGGAUUAGAAGAUGGCAAAUUGAUUGUAGUAGGUGUUGGGAAGCCAGCAGAGGUGCGAACAGGUCAACUUUCUCGAAAAUUCUGGGGAGCUAACAAGCGAGUAAGCCAGAUUUCAGCUGGAGAAACUGAAUAUAACACCCAAGAUUCUAUGUGAUUGUUUCACCACCUCUAUGCUGGAUAACUGAAAUUUUACUUAUUGCUUCAUCACUUUAUCUCUAACUUUCUCAGAUAUUUUGGGACUUUUAUCCUUGAUACUUACUUAGUGACUACCAAAAUUUGUAUGGUUUAUAUAUGAGGAAGUAGCUUAGAUUACUCUCCACUUAAAACAGUUUUGGUUAACAUUAAACCCAGUUCAAUCUUAGUAAUUAAUUUUCAGUCUUUACUAAAGUGAAUCUGAUGAAAGUAUUGAUUAGAUUUAAUGAUCUAUUCCUAAAGAUUAGGCCCAUCUUUAAAGAAAACUUCUAAAAAUAAAGAAGAAAAUUUAUAAAGAGAAAAAUUUAAAGUAUGUUCUAAAAAGAGUACAGAUAAUGGGACAGUUGAGAGACAUGGCUUUUUUUUUAUAACAGUUUAUUUUUACAUCAUUUUGUAC
Molecule: messenger RNA, 8922 nt
Organism: Condylura cristata (star-nosed mole)
Lineage: Eukaryota; Metazoa; Chordata; Mammalia; Eulipotyphla; Talpidae
Gene: NBEAL1
Product: neurobeachin-like 1
Exons: 55
Coding region: 412-8487 (2691 amino acids)
Biological process (GO): intracellular protein localization
Cellular component (GO): membrane; cytosol
Molecular function (GO): protein kinase binding
Source: RefSeq, a predicted model, not a curated record